AGAUUUUUAGUACUGACAGCGAAUAUCAGAACGCAUGCCUACAUCGUGCAGUAAAAUGGCGGGUGGCAUGGUCAAUAGGUUCAAUUUGGCUCUUCAAAAUUUAGAACGAGCAAUCCAGAUAUUUUUUGGUCAUGGAUUUCCUCCAAGACCACUAUACGCAAUCGAUUGUAACUUUUUGAGUGAACCGAAACCAGUUAACCGUCUUGGUAGCCGAUCCUUAAAAGAAAUUUUCGAGAAUGGUAUUUUAUGGGCAGUUCCAAAAUCUCGACGCAGUUUGGAGAGAAGAUAUAAAAGAAGGUUUGGAAUUCUUAAAUACGUGUGGAAGCCAUUAGUUGCAAAAACUAAUAUAUUAAUGUGUAUAAACUGUGGUCAUCAUUAUGAAGCUAAUCGCUUAUGUGGACAUUGUUAUGAGAAAGUAAAGCUCGAGACCAAGGAAAUGCAAGAUGCUAUUCAAAAAGAAUUAGGAUUAAGCCCAGUAGAAGAAAAUGUAAUUGUACUAUAUGAUGGAGAAAAAGAUCAGAAAACAGAUGAAUUCUGGAAGAACCAGAAAGUAGUUGAAAUGCCAAAGAAAAGACCUUCAUGGUUUCAUCAGAAUUUGCUUGAACCAACAACACAGGAACCAUCAAAUAAGACAGAUGUUAAACCCACAAAUCUUGCAUAAAGUAUACUGGAUCAGAUGGAAAUUAGAUUUUAACAAUUUGCAGUAAAAAUUCAGGAUAUAUCUGUUGAACUAAAUUAAAAUAAUUUCAAUU
Molecule: messenger RNA, 752 nt
Organism: Harpegnathos saltator (Jerdon's jumping ant)
Lineage: Eukaryota; Metazoa; Arthropoda; Insecta; Hymenoptera; Formicidae
Gene: mRpL32
Product: mitochondrial ribosomal protein L32
Exons: 4
Coding region: 35-661 (208 amino acids)
Biological process (GO): translation
Cellular component (GO): mitochondrial large ribosomal subunit
Molecular function (GO): structural constituent of ribosome
Source: RefSeq, a predicted model, not a curated record